UCCUCCUCCUCCUCCUCCUCCUCCUCCUCCUCCUCACUUCUCGGGGGGCGGCGAUCGGCCGCUCCGCCCCGCAUCAUUCCGGCCCAGCCUGGGCCACAUGGCCACCCGAAGGGGCCGAGCCCACUCGGCUUCCCCCGGCGGAGUGGGAACCCGACUCGGGCACUGCAAUUUCAGCAAACUCCUCUCCGUUGGAAGGCUCCACUAGGCAGCUGCCGGAGGGGGAGGGGCAAAACCCUCGUCCGCUCCUACCUGGUUCCAUCCCGCAGCUCUCCCGUUUCGGGGCCCGGGGCGCAAGGGGAUGAUCGAUGUGGCAGGGACUAGUGGGGCAGGCGAUUUGGAAUUGCCCCAGUCUGGACCUCGGACGCCCUUCGCUCCCGGCUCGCUCCCCCCGCCGGGCUGCUUGGUACGGGCUGCAACAGGCAGGUUUCCCCCGACCCCUCGGGGGGCGGCCGGGCCGGGUUGGAGUCCGGAUCCAGCUGAGCCAGGAGUAGCAGCAGCAGCAGCAGCACCAGCACCAGCACCAGCACCACCACCACCACCACCACCACCGACGACGACGAUUCCCCGACAACUGCGUUCCACUUCUCCGUCGGGGAGCUGCUGCUGCUCCCGCUCCCCAUCAAGAGCUGAAAGCUGGGAGCGCCAGGAUGAGGAAAAGACGGGUCCAGCGGAUGGUGCUGGCCACUUGCGUCGGCUCUUUGCUCCUGGUGAUCUUCUACUUCCAGAGCAACUUGAACCCCGCUGCCGAGGACAGGAUCUUGAGGACUGACUGGUUCGGGAAGUCAGGGCGAAGCCCACUCCAGGCCCUUUAUGACAGUGAUCAGUUCCCACCCUCCUCCCUUCAGGUGGCCCACCAGCGGCGCAGGGAGCUGCUGGACAGGGUCUGCAGCCGCUACACCCUGAAGAGACGCCUGCUGACCCCGGAGGACCUGCGCCACUUGGUGGUUGACGACGAGCACGGCCUCCUGUACUGUUACGUGCCCAAGGUGGCCUGCACCAACUGGAAACGGGUGAUGAUGGUGCUCACCGGCCAGGGCAAGUACCGUGACCCCCUGGAGAUCCCGGCCCACGAGGCCCACGUCCCGGCCAACCUGCGGACGCUGGCAGAGUACAGUCCGGCAGAGAUCAACCGGCGCCUGCGCAGCUACCUCAAGUUCCUGUUCGUGCGGGAGCCGUUCGAGCGCCUGGUCUCAGCCUACCGCAACAAGUUCACCCGCAGCUACAACACCGCCUUCCACAAGCGCUACGGGACGAAGAUCAUCCGGCGCCACCGGCAGCAACCCAGCCCCGAGGCGCUGGCCCGAGGGCAUGACGUGCGCUUCGAGGAGUUCCUCUACUACCUGCUGGACCCCCGGACCCAGCAGGAGGAACCGUUCAACGAACACUGGGAGCGAGCUCACUCGCUCUGCCACCCCUGCAUCGUCCAUUACGACGUGGUGGGCAAAUACGAGACGCUGGCCGAGGACGCCGCUUACAUCCUGCACUUGGCCGGGGCCGACCAGGCUGGGGUGCGUUUCCCAGCCUCGUCCAAGAACGCCAAGACCACGGACAACAUGGCGGCCCACUUCUUUGAGGGCAUCAGCCCUUUCUACCAAAGAAGACUCUUUAAUUUAUACAAGAUGGACUUCCUCCUCUUCAACUAUUCCAUCCCCUCUUAUCUGCGGCUCCGAUGAGGCUGGUGGGGCGGUGGUGAGGGGAAGACAUUCUAACUCUUGCUGCUUUGAAUCCUCCGUGUCUAAUUUUCCCCACCCUGCAGGCUCGGACUCCUUAAAAGAAAUGGUGCUUCUCUUACUCAUUCCCUUCUUCCUCCUCCAUUUUCACUCCAUUCCGUCCCAUUGCCCUUCAGGACUUCGGCUGUGUUGUCCCGGUGGGGGGGCAGCAGGGAUGGGACAAGGAACUCUGUAGAUUCCCCAAGGUGUUGAUCACCGCUUAGCCUCAAAUCCCUCCCCAUCCCCAGGUCCGGUUCCUUUCACCCCCUCGGUGAGAAAGACCUUAGGGUCAAUGCUUGGCCAUUUCCUCUUUAGAAGGCUUCGUGAUUUUGCUAGAGAACUGAGCCCCGGGGGGGGGCUCGUCUGUGUUGGAAUGUUGCAGUGCGGGGGCCGGAAGGAUUGGCAACUCAUUUGUCUUACUAGGUUUCUGACUCAAGUGGCUCCAAAAAGCGAUGGGAUGUCUCAUCCGUUUUUAGUUGGUUUGUGUUUCCAUUCCAGAUCCUUCCCGUUGGGCUGAGCGAGAAAGAAAUGUGGAAUCAGCCCUUGUAUUCCCCACACUGACGGGCCAAGCAUUUUCUGUUUCCUUCUCUCUGCUCAAUUCAAAGGAUGGAUGAGAUGUGUUCAGAAAGAGACACGCUCACAUGCUCACACACAACCAUCCAACUUGGGACUAUUCAUUAGAACAAAAUGAGGAUUUGAAAUUCCAGCUGAUCUGAGGAGGGUGAUAGGCGAAGGGACAUCUUCAAGUUGAAAUCGCUGAUAAACCGUAGUAUUACCUGUAUGUCAGCUGAUUCUGUUGUGAGCAACUGAAUUUAAUGGUGCAAUAUAGUGGCAAGUUUUUAUAAAACACCAAUUCGUUUGGGUUGUGAGUGUGUGUGCGUGUGUUUUUAUUUUUAUCAUUUCUUCGUAACCUAUCUUCCUGGCAGGCCCAGGCUCUUUCCGUUAAGCCACUCUGCCUCCCUCCAUCAUCAGCUUGUAAAGAUGAACUGGGUUGAUGCUGUCUGUCUGGGUUAAGGGCCAGUUAGGUCAAGUCAGUUAAGUCUGGGUUAAGUCAACAGCUUGAACCAACUGGAAACGAACCAGGGACAGCUAUCAAUGGGGCGCUGUUCCUUGAAUAAAAUGAGUCCACAGGAAUGGUUUAUGUAUAUUAUAGAUUAGUAAUGAAAGGCAACUUAGAAUCAGCUUGAGACCACGAGAAGGCGAGUCUUACCAUUACUGAAUGCCGCCUCGGGAUAUAAUGUUGACCUUGUUAACAGCCAAUUCCAUUGGCCCUUUCAAGAAACCCGUGGGGCUGGAGCCAGUUAAGCAAAUGUUGGGUGCCAGGCAGGGUUUGCUGGCAGUUGCUCUUUGUUUGGGAAAUGACUCAGUAACCUUUGUGCUAGCUGCUCAGAGGAAAUCUAUGUCGUCUGGGCCCUUGGAUCUGUAAUCUUGGGCCCCACGGCACUUAUGUACAUUUUAUUAAUGUCUGUCUCCCCCGAC
Messenger RNA from Ornithorhynchus anatinus (platypus), 3188 nucleotides. RefSeq names its product carbohydrate sulfotransferase 11-like. The record is from RefSeq and is a predicted model, not a curated record. Gene Ontology annotation, cellular component: membrane. Gene Ontology annotation, molecular function: sulfotransferase activity. Gene Ontology annotation, biological process: proteoglycan biosynthetic process; carbohydrate biosynthetic process. NCBI's taxonomy places the organism in Eukaryota, Metazoa, Chordata, Mammalia, Monotremata, Ornithorhynchidae. The transcript is spliced from 3 exons. The coding region runs from base 648 to 1673 and encodes 341 amino acids.